Messenger RNA from Pedinophyceae sp. YPF-701, 2286 nucleotides. Lineage: Eukaryota; Viridiplantae; Chlorophyta; Pedinophyceae. The record is from the annotation of a GenBank genome assembly.
AUGGGCGACUACGAGCCCGAGUCCGGGCCCCCUCCUGGCCUCAACAACAUCGAGAUCAAUCAGGCCGUCACCAGAGCCGCGCGCCCUAACGGCGGCGCGCGCGAUGCCAACGCCGCCUCCAAGCCGUCGCGCCGCCCGAGCCCCGACUCCGACCUCGCGGGCACGUCCUCGGUGCCGUCUCCGGCGAAUCCCGAUUUCCCGCUGUCAGCAAAGGACCUCCCGGCCAACAGAAAGGGCAUCCGCCCGAUCGACUACCCCCCGCACGGCACCGAGGUGUACGUGCGCGGCCUCGCGCCCAGCGUCACCCCCGACGACCUCCUGCCCGUGUUCGCGCGGAUAGGCAGGGUGUUUGCGAUCCGCAUGAUCGACACCCCGCGGGGCAGCAACUCCGGCAGCGGGUUCGUGAUGUACGAGGCGCGCGCGAGCGCCGACGCCGCCGUGCGGGAGCUCCAGGGCCGGAAGAUCAAGGGCCGUGCGAUCGGAGUGGAGUUCACCAACGUCAGCAACCGUUUGUACCUCCGGGGAGUCCCCCAGCGAGUCGGUGAAGACGAGCUGAUCGCGGCGCUCGAGGCCGGCGGCGUCGAGGGCAUCACGAAGGUGGGGUUGCAGCUGGAGAAGGGCGGCGUCACUCACAAAGGCAGGGCUUUCAUUACUUUCCUGAACCAUAUCUGCGCCAGGGAAGGCAUGCGGCGCAUCAUGCGGCGCGAAGCCACCCUCCCCGACCCGCGCGGGCCCGGCGGCGCCGCCCAGCUGGACGUAGAGUUCGCGAAGACGCCGGAGCCGGGGUACGAGGCGGCGCAAGAGAAGGUCAAGUGCGUCCACGUGGCUGGUCUGCCCGGCGGCACGACGGCGGAGGACCUCACGGAGGCGUUCCGGCCGUUCGGCGACAUCGAGGAGGUCCGGCUCGGCGCGUCGACGCGGGCCUCCGUGAGCGGGGCGCACAACUUUGGCUUCGUGAGUUUCGCAGAGCGCGCAUCGGCGCUGGCGGCGAUCGAGCACUUCGCGCAGGACGGCGUCCCCUGCACAAUUCGCGGCACCGUCGUCGGUGUGCACCUCGCCAGGCCGGAGAAGUCGGCGUUGCGAAAGCUUGGGAGUGACCGCACGUCGAUGGGCAGCGCUGGGCGGGGAGGUGCGGGGCGGGCGGCGCCCCGAGGCCCGCCGCGGCGCCAGGAGAUGGACCAGCGGCCGCCGCCGCUGGACGAGUCGCCGCGGCGCGUGUGGUUUGACGGGCCGGAGCCGCAACAGAUGGGUGCGCUGCACGCGCAGGAUGCGUACGGGUACAGUGAGCCGCCUGGCGCGAUGCGCCGGGCGCCUCCCGGGCCGAUGGCGCGCCAGCUCGCGUACGCGGAGGAGUACCCCCGCGCGGCGUACGGCGCGUCGCGCACACGCGACUUGGGGGACUUGUCACGAGCCCCCCCGGGACACCUCCAGAGCAGGCCGACGCGCGCGGACGCGUACGCGGAGCGUGCGGUGUACGAACAGCCGCCGCGCGGCCGCGAAGCGGGCGGGAGGUACGACCGCGGGCUAUCGCCGGGGCGGGGAGACCUGCGCGGCUACGACGCACAAUUCGGAGGCCGCCGGGAGCCGCCGGCGGCGGAUGCGCAUUUCGGGGCUCCGCGCUCGAUCCACCACGACUAUCGCAGCGCGGGCCCGCCGCAAGAGCCGAUGCAUGCCGCGGCGCACGGCGCCAGGUAUGACGCUUACGGGAACAUGAGUCAGGACCCGCACUACGCCCGGGGGGGACCACCGGCCGCUCAGGACCCCGGCUACGGACGCAACGUGGCGAUGUCCGCGAGCGGGUACGGAUACGGGGCGGCUACGGGCCCAGUGGUGCAAGCGGGCGGGUAUGGCAUGCCGCAAGGCGGCGCGUACGCAGCAUCGCAGCAGCAGCAGCGCGGCGCGUACGAGGAGUACGAUCCGAUGGCGCAGGCGUACGGCGGCGGUGGGUACGGCGCCAGCACGGCGGUGUCGAACGCAGGAGGGGGGUACUAUGGUCAUGCCGGUGGUGGUCAGGGGGGAGGUUAUGAUCUUGUGUUGGGGAGCGGGGGGUAUGGCGCCGGCGGCGGGUACGCGGCGGGUGCGUACGGAGGUGUGCCGUCGGCGCAGGGGGCUCAGGACGGCUACGGCGGCUACGGCACGGGGGGGUAUGACGCUGGGUAUGGGGGGGGCUAUCAGGGAUACGGCGGUCAGGGCGACGCAGGGUACGGCGGUGCGAGUCAACCGGCGACGCAGGGCAACUACCACAGCUAUGGUCCGGACACGUUCAGCACGUACACGCCCUACUGA